This is a messenger RNA of Xyrichtys novacula (pearly razorfish), 13576 nucleotides long. The record is from the annotation of a GenBank genome assembly. NCBI's taxonomy places the organism in Eukaryota, Metazoa, Chordata, Actinopteri, Labriformes, Labridae.
UCCUGUCUGACACUGUACAGGAUCAUAUAGCACACUGAUGUUCUGCAUCCUGCUGUGUGUGUAGUGUGUUUCUGUUCUGUGUGUUCAGUGUGUGUUGAGUGUCUGUGGGCUGGCUGAGUGACGCACCGGUAGGAGUCGGACUCUGCGCUGUAAUAAAGAGGCAACGGGCAGCGGAGAGCGCAUAACAGUAGAGUAGGGAGAGAGAGGCGGCCUGACACCGCAACAACACCACCAUCACCACCAACAACAACAUCACCACCAACACCGCGACCACAAAGCAGCACCCCCACAACGCUUUCUCCACUCGGCUCCGAAAGUUUCUGUGCGUUCUCACCGGGAGACCCGUUGCUGCCGGGAACAUGCUGCCGCUCCUGCCGUCUCAUUAACUCAUCCACCGAGAAACGAGGCUACUAGCGGGGCCCCAACGGCUUGAACCACCGCCACGACCCCCGACUGGAGACGGAGCUUUAAAAAAACUUCCGUAACUGGUGAGUCUUGAUUUGUUCUUAUGUUUGAGGAGAUAAAUCAUUUCACCGGACACAGAGAGAGGAAACUUUGUCCUGUCUCAGUGUGUUAAUUUUAUCAAGCAAAAAGAGAUCUUAACAGAUCAAGAUGUUUUAUUUUUUUUACACACUUGUCCAAGUAUGUCAGCUUUUUAAAGCCCUAAAGAGUUUGGAAGAGUUUGAGGAGUUUGUGCAACAGGUGUAGCAUGUUCUUGAAGGUCUUUGCGUAACUGAGUGCGUUGAUGCUUAUUAAAAUGGAUAUAAAAUGAGUUGAAAUUAUAACAGCUCGAUCAAAUGUGAGAUGCGUUAGAGGUUAAUAAUAAUUCAUGAAAUAUUUAAUUUUUUUGGUGGAUAUUUGGAUCCAUAAAUUCAUUUAGAAAAGUUUCUCCUCGGCAGAUCUGCAGGAAUAAAGUUUGGGAAAGCAUUUUUCUCCCUUUUUGACGCUCGAAUAAGACUCAGUUUAUGAGUUUAUCAGCACGCUGUCGUUGUGUUAAUUAAAAAUGAUCAAAAAUCUACAAAAUCUAGACAAAAAAAUACAGAUUUAACUCUGUGUUUGGCUCGAUAAUCCUUAGACUUCCCCGGCCGUUGGCUCGCUUUGAUGACUCUCAUUGAACCAAAGUGUUAAAGGUUUAUAAAGAAACAGGCCGCACAAUGAGCGCGUGUUGACUGAAUAAACAUCCCCACAGAGGUGUGUGAAGAUCACCUCACCUUUAACAGCUUCAACACUCGGACCGUCUCAGUGUUGCACUAAUUAAUGAUCCUGCUCCGCGUAAUGAAGACCCGGAUCUGAUCAAGCCCUGAUCCAUUAGAAAAGAGGGUCUGUAAUGAAGGUCUGACGGGUCAGCACCUCAAGUCUGUGAGGAUUACGAGCAGGAGAGGCGCUGCCAGAGGACUCAGACACUCUGAGUCUUUGAACAGUUUUCAAGUCCAAACAGUCCCCAGAGAUUCAUUAUCAUAUUAAGAGGAAUUUACUGUAUUUUUUGGCACAACUCGAUCUUUUGUGCAAAUAAUGAGUUUUAAUAAAUUAGAAAAAUUAUGUAAUUGAACUUAAGAUGAUGAGUCAAGAGGAUUCACUUCAUAAUAAAGGUGACUCAAAUAGAAACAUUCAGUUAUUAUGACAUCUAAUGAAGAUGCUGACUUUGUUUUAUGGCUGAAAGUUUGACUAAAAAGAAAAAAGACUUAAGAACAGUUUAAGUGCAAGGUUAAGAAAAAAAAAUCCAACUGGACCUGGAAAAAUGUUUUGUUUUUUUUUAAUUCAAAUUUGAAAAACUGUCUGUCUCUUAAUUAUCUAAAUUAAUUCCACUUUACAUUUUAAAGUUGUAAAGAGACUUACUUUUAAAGUUUGAAUUUUUUUUUACACUGCUGAGGUGAAAUCAUUAACACGCUCCUCAACUUAGGGUCCAGCAUGUUUUUAAUUGAAGAAAUGUUUGAUUCAUCCCUCUGAAUAAGCUAAAUAAAUGAUGCAGAGUUUCAUGUUGAUGAUUCAAAAUUCCCAAAUCCCAAUUCCUCUUUCAUCACCUUCAAAAUCGACUGAAAGGUUUUAACUUUCUGAGAGUUUAUGCAGCAGAUGAAACCAGUGAAAAGGCGAGUUGAGUGAAAAGUGAAAGAUUCACUUCUGAACUUAAUGUCAAAAGUCAAACUUUUUGUUAUAUUUGACUAGAGACUGUUUUCAUUAUUUAUUUAUUUAUUUUUUCAGUGCUGCAGUUAACUCAACACUCCAACAGUUUCAAACAUUCCUUAACCUGAAGUUGAACCUUCUUACUCUUCUGUAGGGUUUAUCUGUUGCAGCAGCUUGAACAUUUCCACCUGUUUGCAGGAGGAAAAAGAAAAAAAAAGGUUUCAGGGAUAAACGUCUGCAGGGUGAAAUAUGACAGCAAACACAGGUCGCUGCUCCAGAUUUAAAAACUAAACAUCAUUAGAGUGAAGGAAAACAAGAGGAGGUUUUCUUGGGAGCAGGUCAGUGAUCUCUCUGACGGAACAGCUUCUCUUUCUGACAAGAAUUCAAAGGUAGCAGAAAUGAUUCCAUAUUGUGAUGUAAACCGAAAACCGUGCAGGCUCUGAGCAUGCAUUAGUUCAUACCUGCAGCCGGGGCAGAAUCUUAGUCCACCUGUGGAGUGUCACAGUGUCAAAUUAAAAUGUAUUAUGAGAACGGAUUUGAAUUAAAGAUUAUUUUUGCUGCAGGGUGAAGGAGUGCUCUGGAGCGCUUGAGCGUGCCCUACAGCUGCAGAAAACCUGGAUAUUGAAUGUUUCAGGCCUCAUGUUUGACCACACCACUGUGACCUGACCUCUUGUGCAAAACCUACGACAACCGAACAGGUAGUCUGAGACACCUGGUGCAUGGACAGGUUUUCAUUCAGUAGCAUUCAAGCUGAAAUGAUAAAGAAUUCAAACAUAGACUGUCCUUUUUGUUUCUAAUCUUUUAGCUCUUUUGAAGACUUCUCUUUUUACUGUGUCAUCUGAAAGUCCUGAUCACUUAGCGUGAGACACAGAUUUUCUUUGCAAAAGAGUUCAAACCAGAAGAUCAUGACUUUGGAGAGUUCAGCAGAGGGUCUUUUGGGGGUUUUGUUGCACAAAACAACUCCUGUAGAUUAUUUCUUUUUCUCCUUAAGUCUAAUUUUUGCCUUUUUCUUGUCAUCAUCUAAAUACUGGACUUUUUCUUGGACUCUGAUGGUCGUACUAGGCAAGAAACAUGAAACAAGAAAGAUUCCAGAGUUUGAUUUGAAGAGGUCAGAGGUCAAACGCCUGUGACCUGCUGCCUUCAACUGUAGAACAGAAGCACACCCUUUGUUUAGAAAUGGAGUUUUACUGCUGGGGUGCACGUUUUACAAAUUGUGCAUGCUCACUUAGGUUACAGUUGGAGUGGUGGUCCUGUCUAGUCACAAUCAUCUCCAUUACAAUGAAGGAUUUUCUGUCCUUUUUACUGCAGAUUGUCUUAAUUAGUUAUUUUAGAGCACAAAAAUGAGGGGAUUUUCCUGUAUUGGGUGACAAAGAGAGAAAAAUGCUCAAAACAAUUCGCUCAGUUUAUGUUUUAGCAACAAAAGCACAAAUUUCACCUCCUUGCUUUAAAAUAAUAAUAAUAAUAAUAAUUUUACAAACCCCACCAGACCUGAGCAGUGUCCUCAGCCCCCCCCCCCCCCCCCCCCACCCCAUAGUUCAGAGACAGUUUCUCCCUCGCUGAGCUCUGCAGCAGUAAGAAACUCAACACUAUCAAUACUCGUGUCUGUGGAGCACUCAGCCUGAUCACGUUUACACUGAGGUGAGAAGCUGCAGCGUCUCAGUCGUCACAUCGAGGUCUUCUGAGGCGCUGAAUCUCACAGCCCUGACCCAAACUCAGGGCCACAUGGCAGUGCGGCCGCAGAGGCCCCUGGUAUGCAGACAUCAAAGGGUUAAAGGUGAGCAGAGGCUCAGCAGCGCUGCACUUAUCUCCUCUAAUGACCUCCUAAGUAAAAGUCAAUUACUUCUGCGUUAUGAUCAGAGAGGAACAGACUGCAGGGGGCUGUUACAGCUCCGCUGCCCUUCAUUACAAACACUUCACCGGAGCUCAGUGGAGGAGCGGCCCGGCCUCAGGAUCAGGGUUAGGCUGUUUUAAACUUCAUCUGCCCCUUUACUCAAACCUCCACUGCUUGCAUCAAACUGGAAAUGUUCCUCUCUUAUCAGACUCCUUUUCAUUCAUCAGCACAACCUUAUAAACUUUCUGCAGAUUCAUGCCCUAAAGCAAUAAAAUGCUCCUCCUGGCUGACCUGAAAUCAGUUUAUUUGAUGAAAUAAUUGUUUGUUUGAGUGGCUCUGUUUCAGCUGAGCAGGUGGUGAUUUAAUGAAAACUUAUAACAGCAUCUCACACUCACAAAUUAAUUUAUAAUCCUGCACAUUUUUCUCAAACUUUGACUCGCACUGUUUUUUUUUUUUUUCAAUUGUGAUUAGUUUGGAGAUACCAGGUUUUCCUCCAGUAGAAAGAGUUCAUACACAGAACAUGUCCUCAUAAAACCGUGUAGCGCCCACUCAUGUUUUUCCACUGACUCACAGGCUGCAUUCCUCCUUUCUGUCACUAAUUCAUCGGCCUAUCACUAAAAAGAUUUGUUUACUGAGUAUUAAAUAUGAAUUUUGACCCUUCUUAUUCACUUAGAGAUUUUAUCAGUUUAUAGCAACAAAAGAUUUCAAUAAACCAAAGUCUUUAUUCACAUGAGAAUCUAUUUAAAGUCAGUUUUUAAAACCAAACAGCUGCAACAUGCUUUCAAACCAAAAUUCUCAAACUUUUAAAUUAAUUUAUGAAUGCUGAAGUUUUGCAUCCUGAACUUUUCCCACCUGACACCACUGUGAGUCCUCUAGAGGUUCAGUAUUCAGGUUUAUAAUGUAGCGCCUCACUCAGAAGUCCACAACUUUAUUCAUGCUUGUCCAAAUGACUUGUUUGAGUCCACAUCUAGACGUUGGGAAUUAGUUUAGAUGACUGAUUUUGUCACAAAUUUGGUAAAAAAAAAAAAAAAAGAAGAAAAAAAAGAAAAACAGAAGUAGAAAUUAUGUGUAUAGAUUAAUUACUCUUAUAUUAAGUGAGGGACACGAAAAUAAAUCCUAAGGCAGAGACUAAAACACAUUAUCAAGAAGAAAUAUCUCAAAUUCAAUGCCAUAGUUUACUCCAAGACAUUAUUCUCAUGCGCGUUUCUAAACUUUUAUCUCAUUUUGUUAAAAAUAAAUAAAACCCAGAUGUUAACAGUAAAAGUACCAAACUUUUUUAAGGAAAACCAAAUUUUUACAUUUAAAGAAAAGGCAAAACUUGAUGCUGUGCGAAGUUGGAGUACUCAUUCAUUGGCUGAGUGUACCCUCUCUUUUAUUUUACUGGCUUAUUAUCAUGAAAGGAUUUUUUUACAGUUCGGUAGUUUGGACACUGCAUCAGAUUUUGCAGCAUUAGGAGACAUCUUUAACUGAAACUAACACUCUCUGGAAGAGCAAGAGGGGUAGAAGAGGAGUUUAAUAGUCUAAUUAUUUGAUAUGUGUAUAAAUUUUAAAAUUGCAUGAGCAGAACAGAGGGAACGACUCCCAAGUUUCAUGAGUAUUGAUGGUUGAUGGUUUGAUGGCCAGUUAGGUCUUGCAGCUUUGAGGAGAGCGUCAAAACUGCAGUUUCUGCAAAAAUCAUCUCGUCAGUUCACGAUAAAAAUCCGCUCAGUCUCAGUGUCUCAUAGUCUUUCAUUUCAGGCGAUGCUCAUAGAAUAACAUCCUGAUCCUGCUGUCUGUGUCAGAAAUGAGCACUUUUGGGCUCACUUUGAUCAGGUAUGUUCACCCCGAGGGAUGACUUUGCAGCCAUUACCCCCUGUUUCCUGACUGCAGAACUGUCUACCGCUGCAGUUCAAAACGUUUUGUCAUUAUCAUUCAUUAACAGCCCAAAAUUUGUAAAAAUGGGGCCCAGGUGUUCCCCUUUAAGAUAAGUACGCAAACUGGAGUCCCGAAAAGUCAAGUGUGUUUUUCCUCUGAAUAUAAAUGCUGAAUCAGAGGGAAAAGCAACACCUGAGCAAGAACACGUCCUGCAGCAGCAAACAGGUUUACUGUGGGAGCUGACACAGCGAGGGCACGUGGCCUGUGGAAGAACACAGACUUGGAGCAGCGGUGGCUCCUGUCCAUCAGCGUCUGCCUCAGACAAAGAUACAUUAUUGUCUAUUGUUAUUCCUGCUUAUCAAACCUGAUUUAACAGCUCACAGGUAUUUCUCCAGCUCAAUGCUGUCAUUCUCUCUCUCUGUCUCUGCCCUCAACAGCCCCAGGCGUGUUUCUGGGAACAGGAAACACCCCCACACAAACAUGCUAAAAGACACACAUACACUCACACACGGAUGUGUAUGGCAGAAAAAAAAAGAAGUAUGUGUGUGUUAAAGCUGCAAAUUGUUUUGUGUUCACUUUCGCUGACACACACACACACACACACACACACACACACACGCACGCACCCACACACACACACACACACACACACACACACACACACACACACACACACACUGUGUCGGGGUCUUUAUACACUUGUGAGGACAAACAGUGCUUGUCUGACUCCUGUCCUGCCUGGAGAACAAACUCCGGACAUUUUCCUGACUUUACACCAGGCAGCAACCUCCUUCAAAAGUCAAGUCAGUGCAGUCAUGUCACAAACUGCACUUCCUUGAGUGCCCACUAGAGGCUGGCUGCAAAAGCCCUAGAAACCACAUACACAAUUAAAAAGCAAAACUUCAGAGGGGAAAUACACAUGUUUACAGGCUGGUUUAAAAUAACAGAGUUGGUUUCUUUCUACACACGCACACACACACACACUGCUUGAUUUUCAUUUUUUCUUUUUCGUGAUGCAACAGUUUGAAGAUAAUCAGGUCAAGAGUUUUGUAUGAUUCAAAGCACAGCUGAUUUGAGUGACAGGUGGGCACACUGUGGUCGUUACCAUGGAAACUUUAGGCUUCUUAUCCACCUCUUUGCCUCAUAACAUGUUGACUGAAUGUUUGGUUGUGUUAGUGAGUGUCAUUGUUUGGCUUCAAAUCUCAGUUUCAGAAACAAAUGGCUGAUGUAGCCAAGACUGUGUGAAUGUUUCAUACAGUUUAUGGCUUAUGAAACUCUCGCCCAAACUCUUAUCCUGCCAUUACUUGCAAAAAUCCAAAUACCAAAAUGGAUUCAUUGAUCUUUUCAUUUACAUGUCCAAUCAUAUGGUUUCUUGUUUUGGAAGAAAAAAAACAUACAAAAUAUGGAUAACUUCUGAAAAUCUCCACCUUUCAACAUGGUCAAAAAAACAGUUUCACCUUCUACACCUGCCCUCAAUCAUCUUGGCUUUAUGCCCAUCUCAAGCCAAAGCUCAACUCAGUGCUGAGUGACCAAAUUAAUAAAGAUAUAAAUAAAAAACUUAAUUAAAAGAGCUCCCUUAAAAACCAAUGGACCAAGAGCAGCAAAAUAAAACGUGGUUGUAAAAACACACAAGAAAUAUAUCAAGAAACUAAAACAGGAGAGACAUAAAAUCCAUUUUACCAGAACUCAAGUAAAUAAAAGUUUUUUUUAAACAAUUAAAAACGAUGAAAACUGAAGUUCAAAUCAAAUCAGGAAAGGCUUAAAGUUUAGAGUUUAGUUGAAGAAGAGUUUUAAACGAUUGAUUUCAUAAAAUCAACAACAGAAAACUGACUUAAAGGACAAAUAAAAAUGUCUUCAACAGAUAUUUGGCUCCAACUCCAAGAUUAGUAGCGAUAAAUGACAAUUUAUUGAAUGUUUGUGCUUGUAAUGAUAAAUACCUGAACUGCAAGUGCUUCAUUCAUACAAAGACACUGGAACUAAUGUAUUAAAAACAUUUUCGAAAAAACACACCCUCUUUUAUUUCAUGUGUUUUACCCUUAAGUGUUUUGAUGAUCACAUUAUUUCCUUUAUAAAGUCAAGAUGUAGUCAUCAAAAAGCAUAUGCACAUGUUGGAAAGGUUCUGCAUUUUUAAAUGUUUAAAAACUUGCUGGUCUGCAUCCAUACAGACUUUAGUGUUUGCAGAUCAAACAGCCACAGCCUUUUACAGUCACAGACCUAAUCAUCUGAUAAUGAACACCCCCCCCCCCCCAUUGACCCCCCUCCCCCUGGGUUUAUCAGCAGCUGGACUGGAUGUGUAGUGGCCCCUGAUAAAAGUGUGUCUGUGUGCAGUUGUGUUGCAUUGAUAAGGUCCUAAUGUUUUUGUAAAGUGGGGGGUGUGAAGUAGAUUCUGUAGUAAAAUGCAUAUCAAAGAGGGGCUCUUUUUUCACAUAGGUGUUAUUUAGAGCUGAGAGUGAUUUUAGGGGUGGGGGACCUGGUCUUACAUCAGGAUAAAUCUGUAAAUGUUGGUUCACAAUGUGGUUCUCAGUUUGUUCUUUAACAUUCUGACAUCUCCUGGUUAUAAACAAAAAUGCAAAACAAUGGGCUCUAGUGCAGUACAAUAUUAUGCAUCUGCAGAGCCAGAGGCUGCAGUUUCAGGGCUGAAGCUCAAGGACCACACAUCUGGUACCUUUGCAAGCAUUGGGGUUAGCUUUACCAACUCUUUCUUUGUCAUUCAUCUGGAGUCCAUUCAGAAGUACCACUGCAAACAACAAGGGUCUCAGGAUUGCAGCCUCAGGAUUACAGCCUCUGGGUCUGCAGAAACAUGCUAUUUGCAUAAUAGUGUAAAGGUCGAUGGUUUUAUUCCACCUCAGUUACACUGUCAAAGGUAGUAACAGAGACAGAAUGGGUGCAGCAGGGUGGUGGAUGUUGGCAAUGUGAUGUCUCAGAGUGGGUGGGGUGGAACAGCUGUGUGUGUGUGUGUGUGUGUGUGUGUGUGUGUGUGUGUGUGUGUGUGUGUGUGUGUGUGUGUGGCUCUAUUGGUCACACUCUGGGAUAUCAGGGUUGCAUCAUUGCUGGCUUUCAGUAAGUAAGGCAUGAUGUAUUUUGAACCUUUUGCAGCGUUUGUAAUGUGCGAGCGACUUUUGGCUCUGGGAUGAAACAACAGUAAAAUUGGACUGAAAAGUGGACUGUUGGUGAUGAACUCAUUCACACUGAGGGAAGAUGAGAAGCUGACCAGCUUUCCUCUACAGUGGAUUUAAAGUCAUCUGUGUUAUCUGACUUUUAAAGCUGCGUAUUUUCAUCUGUUCAUGUUCUCUGUCUCCACCAGGACGCCUGUUGGGUUUCUUUGAGCAGCCAUGGGCAGUAAGACCCUGCCAGCACCGGUCCCCCUCCACCCGUCCCUCCAGCUGGCCAACUACUCCAUCCUGCAGAGUUCCACAGGCCUCCAGCUGCCAGCAGAUAACUUUCACAGCAUCUACAGCUUCAGUGCUCUGCAUGCCAUCCACCUCCACCAGUGGACCCUCGGCUACCCUCCGCUCGCCCUCCCCCGCUGCACCAUCUCAAAGCUGCCUGCCCAGUUCUCCUCCAUGGCCUCCAUUCCCUUGUUCCCCCACCUCCUGCAGCCUCGGCAGGACUCAGCAGGGCUGCUGCAUAGCUCCAAAAAUAAGCCCCGCUUUGACUUUGCCAACCUGGCAACAGCAGCCACCCAGGAGGAUCCCCUGAAGGCGGAGGACCUGAGUAUGACUGGGGCUGCUGCAGCCGCUGCUGCAGCUCAGGCUUCAUCUCACCACCCGACUUCAGCUGGCCUGGGAUGCCUCCUGGAUGUCACCAAACUGUCCUCACCAGAGCGCAAAUCCAGCCGGGGACGCCUGCCCUCCAAGACAAAGAAAGAGUUCGUCUGCAAGUUCUGCGGCCGCCAUUUUACCAAAUCCUACAACCUGCUGAUCCACGAGAGGACGCACACAGAUGAGAGGCCAUACACCUGUGAUAUCUGCCACAAAGCCUUCAGACGACAGGACCACCUCCGAGACCACAGGUGAGAAUCAGACCUCUGUUUAGAUCAAGGGUUACUUCAUAAAACUGGAAAACAAACUGGUGAGUUGUGGAUACAAGCAAGAUCUGACCAUCUUUAACUUCAAUUACUUCUGCAAAUUAUAAUACAGAGGCAACAAAAACUGCUGUUCAAGAGAUGUGGCUAAAACUAUUCCCUUCAGUAUCAUACAUGUGCAAUGCAAUGUGUUCCAGACUGGCUGCACGUGUGCCGGUGUAAAGUUGUCUGCCAGUUGACCUAUUAUAUCAUUUACCAAAACAAUCGACAAACACCUCAGUGAGAGGUCGUACGCUUAAAAACACCAGAAAUUUUACAGCUCUUUACAUGAAAGACGCUUAAAUCACCCUGACUGACCCCCAGCAGCGUUACUAAAGAUCUGGUUUUUGCAGGUCAUAAGCAUCUCUAAAUACAUUAGCAUCAUCUCUUCGUUUGAUGAAUUAAGACAGUUUAUAUGGUUGUUUAAAAUUACACUUUUAUUUUGAAAAUCUACAGCCCAUGUGGACUCAUCAAAAACGGACUAAAACUGUUGCUAUAACUCCUCCUGUGUGGACAUGAUUUGAGGUUCAAUAGAAAGACGUUUCACAGUCGGCAGAGUAGAAACCAUCCACCAAAUUUAACGUAAAUCAACAUAAUGAUCUUUAUUACCAGCUCAAUGAGCCUGUCAAAGACUGUUAUGAUUGAUUUCUGCUGGAUAUAUAAGCUCUUUGUCUCUGCUGUUGUUUACAUCAGUAUCAACAGUAACCUGACGUGCAGAAACAGGUUAAUGAACUUUGAUUUAUCUGAAUACAGCCCACAGCGUAGGUGUGGUACCUGCUAUAAUUUAGACCAGUAACAAUAAUUUAAUUUGCUGUGUCCAAAUGACAGGAAGUGUGUUUACUUUGGAGGAUUUCAUUAUCUAGAAAUUCAAUUAAAUGAUUAUAGUCGUCAGUGUACUUCAGGGUGUGACAGAGGUGUCUCUGUGGUGGUUUUUUCCAUAAAUGUUAAAACAAGAGGACCCAAGAUGUUAAACUGUGCUGUGAAGAUUGCUCAGUUUGAUCUCUGUGUCCAUGAAAGAAACUGUGAAAACAAAUAAAAAUAAGCCAAUAAAAUGUUAUGAUAUUGAUGUCUGAUAAGUUUUUAUUUAGUUAUUAAGCACAACUGUAGAAUAAGUUUAAUGUUACUGUAAAUGCUGUAAUGCUCCUUAAGGGGACCACUGAUGACUUCAAAAUAAAAGCACUGAGUAAAAACAAGGGGAGGACCUCCACAGAAGCAUUCCAGAAGUACAUCCAUAGACUAUAUCUCACACUUGUGACGUAAGUGCAGCUAAUACAAAGCUAUUGCAUACCUCGGAUUUUCAUAUUUUCUAAUAUUUUUCCUGAAAACUGAGCUGUUGUGAGGUAGUCAUGCAGCCAACAUACCUCCUGUGUAAAGCACUGGCAAAGGUAGCAGUCUGCUGCAGAUCUGGAUUUACUGUACCAAACUGUAUGAAGAUCAGAUGAAUUAAACUGGACCACUUAGUGGAAACAGACCACAACCUACCAUCAGCUACUUUAGGAAAGACACUAAGUCUGUGUGAAAUACUGACUUAUAACAGACUUAUAGCUAAAAAUAAGAAGAUAUUUUCUUCUUUAGUGAAGGUCUAAGAAGGUUACCAUUAUAAAGGGUGCAGUGAACUAUGCAGCUUCUGUAAGUUCAUCAAAACACCAGCUACACUGGACCAUGUGUCUAUUUCUGUGUGUGUGCAUUUGUGUGUGUAAGCUCUCUGCUGUGUUUACUUCUCGUGGAUAUACACACCAACACUAAUACACUUUCGAUCAUUACAAAAGUACUCCAGUGUGAUUGCAGCACAGCCACUAACUGCUGCUGACUGCCAGCAUUGAAUGGACCUGUUCUUCACAGUCACAGUAUGCUGUUUAGAGGUGGCAGGACUUCCAUACUGUGUCUGCAUUGUCUUUGCUGUUCGACUCUUUUAUGUUUUUUUUUUAUUUGGUUUUUUUGAGAAAUGUGCUAGAAAUGCACAAAGACGUGCAAAAAAAUAUAACAGCUGAAAUGCAUUGCAAAUAAAAAGACAAACUCUGCAAAAAGCCUCAGUCAUCUAUGGAUCUCAGUUAGCACUGAAGAAUUUGUCUUUUGCCCUGGUUUCCUGCUUUUUUGUAUACUUGCAGAGCGAUUGCUGUUAAUCUGUUAAUGCAUUUGUUUCAGCUUCUUGCAGCAUGUUUGUUUCAUCAUUUCUUUUGCAAGUGUUUAUGAAUCAGCAGCAUGUUUCUCCGCUUGGGAUCAUUUAUUGGAAAUCGGGAUAAACAGAUCAAGAACAGAUCAGCUGGACUUCUUCCUGCAUACUGAUAUGAUUACAGUUAGUCCCGCAGAGUUUGUGAUUAGAGCAGCAUCCUUAGCGACCAUGUGUCUUUGAUAGCCAGGAUGUGCUAUCUGGAAAAACAGGCUGCUGCCAAGUGUGACUGUCCAAUCAGAAUGGGGCUUUUUGCACAACUGUGUAUGAACUUCAAAUAUCAAACAGAUCCAGGCAGAGGUAAACCAACAACUUGGAUAUUUUUUAAGGUAGGAUGACGUUUUUGUCAACAGAUUGGUGGCUCAGAGUGAAAAAUAGCAUUGAAGCAGCUGUUCCUGCUUUCCCUCUGAACACAUCCUCUCUGUGAUGUUGUCAGACACUCAGAUUAACAAUCUCCUCCUGUCAGCAAAAACAUCAGUGGACGUACUUUGAUUGGGUCCAUCUGCCCUGAAGGAUAAUAUUGCUGCCAUUACAGCCUGUUUCACAGAUGCUGGCUCAAUCGUCCACUGGAACCAGUCCAGAGCUUUUUCGUACCCAUCCUUCAUUUCGCUAAUAAAUGGAUCCCAGCUUUAUCCGGUUAGUUCUAAGAUCUUUGGGAUUAACGUUGUUGUGUUUGCUCUUAAAGUAAAACAAACAUCAGCAGAAAUUAGAGAAGAGUCAUGUGGUCCGUUUCUGAAAAAUGUGCAUGGAUGUUUCAUUUGUUGGAAGGUCAUAAAACGAGUCGAGGAUUAUGCUCAGUCUUGAUUCUUCCUGAAUACUCACCAGCUGCUUUGUUGUGUUUCCCCUGCAGGUACAUCCACUCCAAAGAAAAGCCCUUCAAAUGUCAGGAGUGUGGGAAGGGCUUCUGUCAGUCCAGGACUCUGGCGGUCCACAAAACAUUACACAUGCAGGUCAAGGAACUGAAGCCGGCCAAGAUCAAGUGAUUGAGUCAGCCAGCAGGGAGGGGACAGGGACACUGGAAAAACACCAGCAAAGACAACAAAAGACCAACCAAAGACUUUUCAUCUCAGAGCCCUUCGCAGCGAUGGGAAUACUUCUCAAGGAGGAAAUCUUUCACCAGCCAGAUCUCCCAGAAAAAACACAGUAAUAAGCCUUUGUGGAAAGUCGUACUCGCAGUUAUCAAAGCCUGAUUUGGCAGAGGACCCAAUGGACAUGAGGAAUGUGAAAUGGACCUAAAAAACUCUGAGUGGCUGCUCGGUGAAAAUACUAAACUCUGAAGCUUCUAAUCCAAAGACUUUUUAUAAGGGACUUGACUCUUAUGCAACUUUUUUAAUAUGAAAGAUGAGAACGAUCAAAGCCAUGUUAACGUAGGCACGUUUCAAUAUCACAUUCCAGCGUUAUUUUUGUACAGAAACAUUUAUCAGAACUGUAUUUUUUGCACUUUAACCUGAUUAUUGAUUAUUUACAUGUAUCACUGGAUUUCUUAAACAUAUUUUCAGAAUGAAUAAUCAUUUCUAAAUAAAAUAUUUGACUGUUA